This is a messenger RNA of Pecten maximus, 7888 nucleotides long. RefSeq lists its product as uncharacterized. Lineage: Eukaryota; Metazoa; Mollusca; Bivalvia; Pectinida; Pectinidae. The record is from RefSeq and is a predicted model, not a curated record. The transcript has 5 exons. The coding region runs from base 209 to 2218 and encodes 669 amino acids.
UAUUGGGAUGAGUUUUGUUUUGAAAUCGUCAAGGCGCUUGCGAAACAACCUGUGUUCGCACGUCAUACACUAUAGCAUAUUGCCUCAUGAUCAAUAAGCUACCCGAAACAAUGUCAGACUGCUAACAUGCCGUCAUACUUCACUAGACAGAAUCAAUAUGGUGUGAAAUACUCCAAACGCAUGUCAAGCGCGACAAGGGUAGAGGUCAAUGGUCAAUAUGGCCGACCUGUCUUCCGAUGAAGUCAGACAGGUGCACAAGGACACCGGUUCCGGUGAAAAACGUAGGACUGGUGAGGCAUUUACAGUUGACUUUGGCGAUAUGAAAUCAAAAGAAGGCAAGAAGAAUUUGCAAGAAUCAUUUAUCAAAUUCAAGAAGCAGCGACAGAAAGAGCUGCGUGAUGAGAAACGUCUGCGCGAGAGAUGCCUCCGUAAACAGGGAGAUGUGGAGCAUAUGAAUAAACUCCGAAAGAAGUUUGUAAAACGGGCAAAGAAAUACUUCGGAACUCCUUAUGCCAAGAAGUACUGGUCACCAGAUCAGCCGGAAUACAAAAGUCGUCUUUUCCUGGACUGUUGUGGUUUGGUACGACAGGUGAUGCGAGAUCUACGUAAAGACUUCGGCUUUCGUCUCGGGCCGUGGAAUCAGGCAUACAUGUUUGAUUUACUUCCGAAUGUUGUGGAGCGAGAAGAAGACAUGAAACCAGGAGACUUAGUGUUUAUAUCUGGAACAUAUCCACGUCCUAACGCUCGGCAGCAGAAGCACCUUAUGACCCAUGUGGAAAUUUGGGCAGGAGAUAGAAACAAAACGAUUGGAGCCCGCUGGAACAAUGGCAAAGUCCAGGUUUGGGAUGACUACCGAUUUGAAGCAAAGAGUUUCAUCGAUGCCAAAUACCACUUCCGGUCAUUAGACACUUGGCUACAAGGCAUCUGUCGCAGCUUCUGCCCUGAACACAAAUGGCGGCGCACAUUCAGUCCUAGUAAAAAGUCUAUAUUCUCCAUAGAUGGAGAAAAGAGUAAGUCCAAUGAUCAGAAAUUAGAAAACAACCCAAAGAGCCAACUACCACAAGACGUACCUAUGACAGCCAGCCGCCAGGGCAAGGAGGACGAUAUAGAGGAGGAGCUUGAGGAGGACAUGGAAGAGGAAGAUGAGGAUGCGGAGCCUGCCUGUGAUAGCGAUGAGGAAGGAUUGGACCCUUCUCCAAGGGAUCCUGAUUUCCUUAUGUCUCCUCGCAAUGUCUGCGGAAAGGUGAAAUAUAACGGUGCAUGUAACCGGUUUCCAAAUCGCCCAACACAUUCCUCCGCCAACAACACUCUGCUGAACGAAAGUGAAGAUGACAGUGAGGAGGAGGAGGAGGAGGAGGAAGAGGAGUUGAGCGUAGGAGGAAAAAUAGCAAGUUUAAAUAUCAGUGAUGCCUCCAUGACCAGACCUCGCAGACUUCAACGCAGUCAAACAGACCUUUUACCAGGGAGAAAUAAGCCAGAUUAUGAAUCACAGCGUCUUCUUUCCCACAGUGUACAGGAGUUGCCUACUAGAUUUCCUGUUAUUGUCAAUGAUGUUGGUAAAGCUAAGCUUAGUUAUAGAAAUGGACAUGAACGCAUUAAACAUCUUUCUGAACGAUGUCUCGCCUCACCUAGAAAUGCACAACCUGCCAAACAAGAAACUAUGUUCAAGACAAAGAGAAAGUCAAUGGAAGAAAGACGAAAAAUCUUCAAAGGUUUGGAACAGUCCAAAUCUGUGCUUUUGAUUAAUAACGAUAUUUCAGAUGAGGAUAGCGAUGACGUUGGAGAGGAGACUGACAAGUUCAAAUCCAUAUCAGAUGAAGGACAUGCCAAUUAUCAUGCAUCAGAUGAACUUGUCAAUUUUUCACCGGAUGAUCUUGCCAAACUACCACCUGAUGACUUUGUGAAACCUUUGUCCAAUGAACUUGUCAAACAGCCAUUAAAUAAAAACACCAGUCCAUCACCAAAUGAACUUGUAGAUGUAACAAGAGAGGAAAAUGACAUAAUUGAGAAACCAAAUGAAGACAAUAUCACAAAGGAAGAUGAUGUGUGCCCCGAGGUAUGUAACGGACUUGAGUAUGAUGACAGCAAGGACAACAGCGAAGAGGACGAAGAUUUUAUUGAUAUUGUACAGACAGUUACAUCACCACAGAGCCAGGACGAAGAAAAUGUCGACGAUGAGGAGAACUCAUCUCAAGGUGACCAUGUUGUCACCAAUUGACCUUAUGACCCCAGUCAUGUGACAGUCAUGUGAUAAGGGGUCAUUAGGUUAAUUGACAUUAUAAAGUUGUUGUUGUUACCAUAGUUACUUGUAUGCUCCUGCCCUGCCUCCAAACAGUCUCAUGGCUUCACCUACAAUUUUAAAAUUCCUCAUUUUUAAUCAAUCGCUAUCUGAAUUUAUUGAUGCAGUUUAGAAGAAGACGUUUCUAAUUCACAUGAAAGCUUGAGAGAAGAUUAGAUAGUUUAAAACACAUCUGUGGUGUCAUUCUUACAAUUUAGAGAUCUUUUUAUAAUUUCAUGAAUGAAUGACAAAAGAUCACAAUUUCUUCUGGCAUAUUUUCAAUGAUAUCAUUUAUCAAGAUAUUUCCAUAUAAUUUUGGCUAUGUCAUAUGUAAAAAAAAAAGAUAUAUCAUUUUAUACUCUUUCAUGUUUUAUUGUAAAAGAGAACCAUAAUCUACCUGUUUUCAUUUAGAUCUGUGGGUUGUGUGGAGGUUACAGGAAGCUUGUGUACCGUCGUUCAUUAGUUAUGUUAUUGUUGAAUUACUGUGAGGAUAUUUCCAUCCCUCAGGGUAUUAAUGCAUGUUACUGUUAGUUUACUUUUAAUUGUUAAGAUUUCACUUCGCCAUUUUAUCUUAAAUGACUAUGUAACAAAGACCAAUUUAUAAGUAUUCUGUAUUUAUUCACAAAUAAGCCCUGUCCAUAUAUAUGCCCUGUCCAUAUGUAAGCCCUGUCCAUAUAUAUGCCCUGUCCAUAUAUAAGCCCUGUCCAUAUAUAAGCCCAUGUCCAUAUAUAAGCCCUGUCCAUAUAUAUAAGCCCUGUCCAUAUAUAAGCCCUGUCCAUAUAUAAGCCCCGUCCAUAUAUAAGCCCUGUCCAUAUAUAAUCCCUGUCCAUAUAUAAGCCCAUGUCCAUAUAUAAGCCCCUUAUUGCUUUUGCAGAAACGUUUAAUUUUAAAAUAGUAAGCUAAAGUUGAUUAACAAAUAAGCCCUCCCUUUAAUACUUAACUUUUACACAAGGGGAUUGGGCUUAUUUGAGGAUAAAUAAGGUACACAAUUUUUACACAAGUGAGGGGGCUUAUUUGAGGAUAAAUAAAUUAUUUACACAAGUGAAUUAUAGGCUGAUUUGAGGAUAAAUAAGGUACCAAGUUUUUACACAAAGGAAGGGGGGCUUAUUUGAGAAAAAAUGAUUUUUUUUUUACACAGGAUUGGGAUGAUUUGGGCAUAAAUAAGGUGCAAAAUUUUACGCAAAGGGAUGGGGCUUAUUUGAGAAUAAAUGAAAUUUUUACACAAGGGAAGAGGGCUUAUUUGUGGAUAAAUAAAACUUUUACACAAGCUGAUUGGACUGAUUUAAGGACCAAUACGGUAUAUACAUGUAGUCUUGAAUACAGGUCCAUAUACCAGACAUUUAAAUGGUGUUAAUUUACUGCUUGUCUGUGAUGUAUUUUUUCCUGUGAUCAUUAUUAUGGCCAGAUAAACACUGGGUAGACCGGGUAAUAUACACAGAAACGUACAGCAAAGAGUCUCAUACAGGUAUAAAAUUGAUAUAAGUACGUAUUAUUAUACAUUACUUUAAAAGGACCGUAACACGCUGCAGCGAUCUCACGCUAUCCUCUUGUGAAAAUGUAUUUUUUUUAUUGAUAAAUAAAAAAAACAUAAUGAGUUAUUGUCAUGAAUUUACAGUAGAGGUUUUUGCAAUUCAUGUUUUUUGUUGCUGAAAAAUCAGUUUUUAAUUAAGUUCAUCAGAUAUAUGUAUGUGAAGACUUUCUCAACACAACUAUAUUGUAUAUGGAGUAGGAAAAGUCACUUGUUAUACUGAAUAAGUUUUGGUUUCUUGAUAGAUAAAAAAUCCUCUCAUGAUGUGUCCAUCUGAUGGUAUAUGGUAGAGAUUAAAUCCCAAUGAAAUCUUCAUUCUAAACCACCUUCAAUUUAUAAAUUUGUUUAUCAUGAAAUUUCAUACACUUACAACCAUCAUUUGUACAAGUUUCAAACAUCUGGGGUCACUUAAGAAUGAGGCCACAUGUAGUUAUUUUAUAUAUUUUGCUUUAUCAACUCGUAUUUUGCAUCCAAUUCUCAUGAAACUUCAUAUACUCUGGUUCCAUUUCUGACUAAUAGCAUGACAGGAUUGAGUAUAUAUAUAUAUAAUCUGUGAUGUCUGAACCGUUAAAGUUUGAAUUCCUUUCUAGCAGACUUGGUAUAAAUUUGUUGUUCUAUAAAUCAUUGUUUGGCUUUGUUACGUAUUGUUAAGUCAUUGCCAUUGACUUAUAUACUGAUUAUUAUGGUAUCCUAUACCUAUAAGCACCGUUUACACAAUGUAUGUGGCCGUAUAUAUAACACACCCAUCCUGUGUUGUAGAUAUGUGUAUUUGUUGGGACUUUCCUAGCACACAUUAUAACUACACAUGCAUUUUAUGCCCAAGUCAUAACCUUGUUAUACAUUUGAAUGUUAAACAUAUAUUUUUAUGAGAGAAUAUGUCAUACCUGCUAUGAUCUGUGAUAUAACCCCCCCCCCCAUUACUUUAGAGGUACAUGUAUAUGUUUUAAAGGUUCAUUACACCUGUGUAAUUUGUACACCUGUGUGUGUUUGCACAGGUACAUACUUUGGGGCAGAGAAUCCCUAAAUAAAAGCUUGUAUCCGUAUAAUUUGAGGAUCAUUCAUUUCAGAGGAGGGCCAAAAAAUUGAUGUUUGAAAAUGAAACUAUCAGAUUUUAUUGUACUUUUCUAUGAUGUUGUAAGUUGCCAGUGAGCACACAUCAGUAUGCCAACUGUAUCCGGUUGUGGCUAACUGUCAUUCCUGAUUGGCUAUUGAAACUAUUAAAAAGCACAGAAGAUUUCACUCUGUAGAUUAAAAAAAAAUAUGAAAUGAAAUUUAAGGAUUAAUUUGUGCAGUUACAUUCAGCAGACUGAAAAUUAACUCCAAGGAUCUUCAAUCUUAAAUAUAUAGAAAAACAAUGAAAUUGGAAACACUCCCUAUAUAGUAACACCAAUGAGGAAGCUAAAGGAAGACAAUUUUUUGAUUCGUGCCCUGACCCGGGGCGUCAAUCUCAUGAUCUUAUUGCACCUAGCUAAUUGUUUAGAGGAAAUGCCUGCAGAGGUAUACCACUGUAUCACAUACAUGUUUGUUAAGCUUGUGGAUCGCAGGCUCUGGACCAUAUACACUACUUUGUGGCGAUUAACCUGCUUUGAUGUAGAUAACGAGGUAAAAAGCAGACAUUAGAAGGAAACGUUAUAAAUAAAAAAUACCCCACCUACACUAUCCUACCUACAAAUUAAUCAGUGACACCUAAACACAUCGGCUUUCUGUGCCGAUCAAUUUCAGGCUAUCAGUGGAGUUGGACAUACUUAUGAAUGUCUCCUCUCCGUACUUGAUAACCCUGCGCAUGUAUAAAACUUAAUGAAAGAUUGAUAUGUAGUGCGAUGCAUCUGGUCACAUGCUGAUGUGCUGUAGUCGAUGGCAAGUCUCUGAUCAUGAAUGGCUCCCUGAGGUGCACUGUGUGAACCCCGUUCAGGGUACACUUGUUAGGUGUGAGGCGGGGUCCUAUUAAUUGACUGCUGGAUUAUGCAAGUCCUUUUAUUCGCAUUGCAAUUACAUUAGAAUUGGCUCUGCAUUAACUCAUCCCAGAAUGUACUGCAAAACUCUGACUUUGAAUUCUUCAACAUAUUUCAUUGUUAGGUCUACUAUUAAUGGUUUACUAUCAAUGUAUAAAAUCUAAUAAUAUACCAGUAAAUGAAGGCUUGUGCACCAAGAAAUCUUAGUUUUUAAAAUUAAAGCAAUAGAUUUUUACUCCUGAGAAUAAAAUCUGACAGAAUGUAUAAUGAAAUUUUAAUCUCUAUCGGAUCACACAGUUCUAUCUACUUUACAUUACUACCAAUGCAGUCACUCCGAGAUAAAUGAUACAAAUCUAUGUUUAUUAAAUAUUCAGACAGAAAUAUAAACGAAUGCCUUUGAAGAAAAGGCAAAGAAAUCUGCCAACAUAUCUACUGGUAAUCGAUGACAACAAUUUUGACUUCAGGUGAAAUUCACAGAAGACCGACAUGCAAUUGUUUUCUGGCUGUAAAACAAGGCAAAAUAUUUCACUACAGAUUUUGACUUGGUAUUGACUAAAUAUUAAGCCUUUAAAAUGUUUACAUGCAUUGUAUUGGGAUGGGCUAUAAUACGCCCCCCUUCCCCUUCCCCUCCCAACACAAUUUUUUCAGUCAUGCUGUUUUAAACACUGUCUGUAGUGAUGAGUAAGAACUGUAAAACAUACAAAAAACUAAUGUCAACAUAACUAAUUAAUAUUUUAAAACUUUAUUGGUAUUAUGCCGGGCGUAGUUUGGAUGAUUGAUGUUUGGAUUAUUGAUGUUUGAGAGACUUAGGAAACUGAUACUCAGGGAUAUUCAAUAGACAGUACUACUGGAUACAUAACAGACAUUGACACUCAACUUGUACAGAAAUAUAUUCUAUUGUAUUCCGUCUCUGAGAUCAAAAAUUCUAAAAACAGUGUCAGUGUUAGACAAACUGCUCUUUAGAGACAUAUUUUUCAAUCGUUGAGUAAGCCUUUCUUUAUGUCCAAAUCAAAUACACUGUAGAUGUAUCUCAAUGAAAACUUAUAUGUGAUAUUUAAAAUUACAACAAUCUCAAAUGUGACAAUAUGUACAGAAAUUACCUAUAUCUUGUAAAGGUAAAAGUGAUGUACAAUGAUCUGUUGGCUUGGGAAUGUGUGCCCGCGUGUCAUGUCGUGGGGGAUAAAAUAUUUGUGGUGAGAUAUAUUAGCAUGCUGUGAUAUGUAAUUCCGUCUAUGAUUAGGUCCGUCCAUUGUUAUAAAAUUUUACCUUCAUAAUAUAUAUACCAUGUAUAUCCAUAUUGUGUCAAAUGCUGAGUCAAGCUGUUGGGUGUAUUUUAAAUGCAUUGAUUUUAAUUUUGAUUUAUUAACAUUCCAUGGGGUUACUUAGGUAUAUUUAUAUUGUUAACUUUUAUUAUAAAGAUAUGAUUUUAUGAAACUUGUGUGUCUGAUUUUCAAGAAUUUUUUUUUAUUAUUUAUUCAUAUAUGCAAGGUAUAUAAAAACAAAUCAAAACAUAUAUUUAUAUACUGAAAAUUUAUGUGUGCAAAUAAACAUAUGACUGUUUUGCUAUCUGUUUUCAAAAAUAAAUUUUGUUUGUUAUAUACUGAAUUACUGACUUUAAGUUCAUUUUCAACUUUCUGUCCUUCUGAGCCACAUGUCAAUCAGUAUUUUUUUGUCAAAUUUAUAUAUACAUUUACAAAUACUUUAUAUCUACAUCAAUAUAUCACUGUUAAUUAUCAUAAUUAGUGUAAGUGUGCAAAAUAUCUUAAGAAUUUUAGAAAAAAAAUGCUUUUCUUUUUUAUUAUACAAUAUGUACCAUAUUAAUGGAGUAACAGCCAUGUCAUUAUACAUGUAGUAAUUAAAGGCAUACAUGUUUGAAUCUGAUACUAUACAAACACAACUGCCAAGAAAACUUGCCAGCACGAAAUAUGUGAUAUCAAUUGACUUUGGAAACUACUGAAUACAGCUAUGAAGAUGUAUAUUUUUAAAGGGUUCUGAUUUUCAUUGCUUUUGAAAAUAAAAUUCAAUUGAAAGUUCAUAACAUCAAAGGAAAAUAUAAUAUGAAGAUCCUACAUUUCUGAAGGUUUAUGUAUCAUUCUAUAAGAAAUAAAUUGGCCUUUGGCAAGUACUAGG